Messenger RNA from Malania oleifera, 1945 nucleotides. RefSeq names its product general transcription factor IIH subunit 2. NCBI's taxonomy places the organism in Eukaryota, Viridiplantae, Streptophyta, Magnoliopsida, Santalales, Ximeniaceae. The transcript has 6 exons. Gene Ontology annotation, cellular component: transcription factor TFIIH holo complex; transcription factor TFIIH core complex. Gene Ontology annotation, biological process: DNA-templated transcription; nucleotide-excision repair; regulation of transcription by RNA polymerase II. The record is from RefSeq and is a predicted model, not a curated record. The coding region runs from base 345 to 1634 and encodes 429 amino acids. Gene Ontology annotation, molecular function: zinc ion binding.
GCUCUUCACCGAAAUAGGCUCCUGACUUUUUUCCUAAAGACCAAAAUGUCCCUUUAACAAAAUUUAACUCCUCGCAAAAUGUCUCGCCAAUCUCCACAGCCGCAGCUUCUGCGUCGGCGGUGGCCACAUCUAUCUCCGUUCGUCUAGUUUAUUCCAGGUUGGCUAGUUAAACAAGAGUGUUUUAGCUAGCGCCGCACGGCCCUUCACUACGGUGCGAAAAUAGUCGGACCGUGACACUCUGCAAUAAUAGGAGCCACAAAGACAGUUAUAAAAGGUGCCAAGGUUGUACACAAACAAGAGUAGGGGAACUCUUUGAAGUUAUUGCAGAACAUAAAUCUGAAGUCAUGAACAACAUCGAAUAUCAAAAGACGAACAACGGUGAAGGAAGACGAUUGGAUGAAGAAGCAGGAGAAGAAGAGGAAGAUGAAGAUGAGGCAAAUGGGCAAGGUCUUGAUGCAUGGGAGAGGGCUUAUGCAGAUGAGAGAUCAUGGGAGUCCUUGCAAGAAGAUGAGUCUGGACUGCUUUGCCCUGUUGACAACAAGACCCUCUUCCAUGCUCAGUAUCGUCGGCGUCUCCGCUCCCUCUCCUCCACUGCAACUGCUGCUCGAAUUCAAAAGGGCCUUAUUCGCUAUCUCUAUAUAGUUAUUGAUCUCUCAAGGGCAGCAGCGGAGAUGGAUUUCCGUCCAAGCCGAAUGGUUGUGGUUGCUAAACAUGUGGAGGCUUUCAUUAGGGAAUUCUUUGACCAGAAUCCACUUAGCCAGAUUGGCCUUGUAACUAUAAAAGAUGGUGUUGCCCAUUUAUUAACAGAUCUUGGUGGCAGUCCUGAUUCCCAUGUUAGAGCUUUGAUGGGUAAGUUAGAGUGCUCCGGUGAUUCCUCUCUGCAAAAUGCUUUGGAUCUCGUUCAUGGGUAUCUAAAUCAAAUACCAUCUUAUGGUCACCGUGAAGUUUUAAUAUUGUAUUCGGCUCUCAGUACAUGUGAUCCAGGGGAUAUAAUGGAGAGCAUUCUGAGGUGCAAAAAAUCUAAAAUAAGGUGCUCUAUUAUUGGGCUCUCAGCAGAGAUUUUUAUUUGCAAACAUCUUUGCCAAGAAACUGGUGGAUCAUACUCUGUUGCAUUGGAUGAGUCCCAUUUUAAAGAGUUAUUGCUGGAGUAUGCACCUCCACCUCCUGCGAUAGCGGAAUUUGCAAUCGCUAGUUUGAUAAAGAUGGGAUUUCCACAGAGAGCAGCAGAGGGUGUUAUCUCAAUAUGCUCUUGUCAUAAAGAGGCCAAGACUGGGGGAGGCUACACCUGCCCAAGAUGCAAAGCACGUGUGUGCGAGCUACCCACAGAGUGCCGAAUUUGUGGACUGACACUUGUUUCUUCCCCCCAUUUGGCAAGGUCGUAUCAUCAUCUCUUCCCUAUAACACUCUUUGAUGACGUAUCUCCGUUGCUGUUAAAUAAUCCACAAAAUAGGUUACCAAGAAGCUGCUUUGGUUGCCAGCAAAGUCUUGCGAACCCUGGAAAUAAACCAAGCCUUUGUGUGGCCUGUCCAAAAUGCAAACAGAACUUCUGCCUUGAUUGUGACAUUUAUAUUCACGAGAGCUUGCACAACUGCCCUGGCUGCGAAAGCUUCAGGCAUACAAAGACACAACAGUGACUGAAGAAUGAAGUGGGAAAAGAUGGAUUUCUCAUGAAAGCUCCAAGCCAGUGAGGAGCUCACGAGGUUCAAGAGUAGCUGGCAGACCCAGACCCAGACCAAGUACCAGCUUUCCAUUACCAGCAGCACAUCGGAUACGGGCUUUGAACCAGUCGUUGAAUGUGGGGGACGUUAGAGCAUUCAAUACAUGAAACAUUAUUUCCUGCCCUGCCAUUGAAAAUAAAUUUUUUUUUUUUCUGCAAUGGCAUUAACAUGACAUCAGGCUGUUAUAAUUAUAUGUGCAAAUGAAAUUUUUAACACCUCUAAUUUUA